Molecule: messenger RNA, 1302 nt
Organism: Caenorhabditis angaria
Lineage: Eukaryota; Metazoa; Nematoda; Chromadorea; Rhabditida; Rhabditidae
Source: the annotation of a GenBank genome assembly
AUGUGUUUAGCAAAAAAAAGUAGUACGAAAAAAAUCACAGCGGAAGAGAAGCCUGGCGAGAAAAAGUUGGUGCCGAAAAAAGAGUCGCGUGGCAAAAAAGUGGAAAUAUCAGACAAGAAAAAGCCGAAAGAAUCGGAGCACAAAAAGGUAGAGGAAGUUGUUAGGACAACUUCGACACGAGUGGAAAAAGAGAGCGAGUUGAAGGAAGUCAGUUUGGAAGAGGAGAAACAGGUAGGUAUAAUUGGGGGAAUUCUACGCCUAUUCAAUCACAUUCUUUCUGGGUACUUGAAAAACAAGAAAUUCUUGCAGAAAUCUCUUUGGGGAUGGCUCAAGCCAAAAUCUAGCAAAGAAAAACAGUCAAAAUUGCUCAAACCCGGAGAAGAGCCUAACAAAAUCCCGGUAAAACCCGAAGCGCAACAGAAUGGUGGAAAACCCGGUGCUCAGGCGACUGCAAAUAUUCAUACGAAGCGUCGCGUUCCGCCGGUCAAAAAACAACAGCAGCAACAAAAUCAUACGGAUGUCGGGGAUGAGUGAGUUCGGCAGGAGACUUUUGAAAAACCGAGAAAAAAAAAAGAAAAAAUUGACGUGGCCGUGACCUAGAAACAUCAACAAAGGUGGACUAGGAACCGCCUCGGCCAGUUUUUUAUUUUUUUGAAAUUUUCGGGGUUUUCGGGGGUUUUCAGACAUUUUUGAAGUAAAUCCAAUAGUAUUCAGUAUCAAAAUGCUUCAAAUUUUGCAGCCGAUCCGUCAACGAUGCUACCGAAUUUCUGGAAAACGCCCAACUCACAAAACUCAUGUCAAACGCGGAUAUUCGCGCUGCACUUGGCGGACAAGUGAAUCAUGACGCAAUCGAUGAGACGAGUUGUCGCGAUACGAUUGAUGAAGUCGACAGCGAAAUGCCGGAUAUGGUAUUUUCGCCGCUUUUGCAAAGAGUUGCGAAACAGGAGGAGGCGAGACCAAUUCAUGUUAAUUGUGGCAUGUUCCAACAGGUCGAUUCGUUGAUGCCGGUGAGCAUUUUUUUUGUGAAAAUUGGGGAAUUUUUGAUACCAAAUAAGCCUGAGUAUCCACGUGGCAAAUUAUUUUUGAAAAGAAAUUUUGAAAAUUCAAACUUUGUUGUGAAAAUUUCUAAAUCAAUUUUUAAAUCCAAAAUGUGACGUGGCUAUGGAAAUUUUUAAAAGUUUAAAUAUUGGUGCCAAAAAUAUUUGAAUUUUUCGCUGCGAGACUCCAAAAUUCAUAUGACACUGCCUUCAAUAAUCCCUCUUUUUCCAGCUUCAUCACUCGAAAUCGAAAGAGAAAAACUGA